UGGCCUCACACGCUUCACUCUCCUGGCUCGCGUUGAGUUUGAAGGACAGACACUUAAAAUGCAGUGACUGUGAACACCUGCAAGAUGAAGAAAGUGUUCACCGCAGAGCAAAUUUCGGAUUGGUUCAUCUCGGGGACGACGUUUGCUAACGUUAAACUCACAGAAGAAGCGGCGGAGAGAAAAUUGGACGAAGCGUCGUCGAAGGAAACCAGCCCACCAAAGGUUCCUGAUGAAGGCGGCCUGAAAAAAGUGAAAGCUGAUGGAGGGUGGCUCCAAAAACCAGAACCUGCGGAGAGUAUUGCCCCUCCUCCACUUGCCAGCUAUGAGUACCCCAACUUGCCCAUAACCAAAAACAGAAAGGAGCUGAUUUCUCUUAUAGAAAACAACUCUGUAGUGAUUAUUCGAGGAGCCACAGGCAGUGGCAAGACCACGCAGCUGCCACAGUACAUUCUGGACCACUACAAUGAGAAAAACGCCUUAUGCAACAUUGUGGUCACCCAACCACGCAAACUUGGGGCCACCAGUAUUGCCCGAUGGGUUGCCAGACAGCGGAAGUGUACCCUGGGUAGUCUGGUGGGAUAUCAGGUUGGACUGGAGAAGAUGGCAACUGAGCACACCCGGCUGAUUUACAUGACUACAGGAGUGCUGCUGCAAAAACUGGUUUCAUCCAAGUGCCUCACAGAGUACUCCCACAUUUUCGUAGAUGAGGUUCAUGAGCGCACUGAGGAGAUGGACUUUCUCCUGCUGGUUUUGAGAAAACUUCUUCAUUCCAACUCUCCUUAUGUGAAGAUCAUCCUUAUGUCAGCCACCAUUAACUGCAGACAGUUUGCUGAGUACUUCGGCACCCAAAUUCGGGGCAAGAUGAACCCAGCCUAUGUGUUUGAAGUGGAGGGGGAGCCCUAUGCCAUUGAGGAGUUUUAUCUGGAUGACCUCCACAGACUGUUUCCAUGCAGGGUUGAGUUGCCUCAUAUAGAUGACCCUCACAUCACAGUGGAGAUGUACAAUCUUGCCAUCAGUCUCAUCCAGAGCUUUGAUGAGAUGGAGGGCAAAGAUUCCAGGAGCAGAAUAGCAGAGACAGGAGGUGGCAGGACUUCGUCAGAGCGGGGCAGUGUGCUCGUCUUCCUUCCUGGUAUACACGAGAUAAGAUACAUGCAGGAGGCCUUGGCCAAGCUGUUCCACAAAAGACUGCAGGUUUAUCCUCUCCACUCCACUGUUACUCUGGAGGAGCAGAACGGUGUGUUUCUGUUACCUGUCCCUGGAUACAGGAAGGUCAUCCUUUCCACCAACAUUGCUGAGAGUUCGGUGACUGUUCCAGACGUCAAAUAUGUGAUUGACUUCUGUCUGGCCCGUCACAUGGUCUGUGACCAAGAUACCAACUAUCAGUCUCUGCGUCUCACCUGGGCAUCCAAAACCAACUGCAACCAGCGUCGAGGUAGGGCAGGUCGAGUGUCAAAGGGCUACUGUUACCGUCUUGUUACCAAAGACUUCUGGAGGAAAGAAAUCCCAGAGUACAUGAUCCCUGAGAUGCUGCUUGCCCCGCUGGCCACCAUCAUGUUGAAGGUGAAGUUGUUGGACAUGGGAGAUCCCCGCUCCAUCCUUUCCACAGCCCUCUCACCCCCAAACCUCGGUGACAUAGUGAGGACAGUGCUUCAACUCAAAGAGAUGGGUGCGCUAUCUGCGAAAAGUGAUGGCAGGGGUCAAAAUGAGGAUGGCGAGCUAACGUUCCUGGGCCGAGUGCUGGCCCACUUACCCGUGGACCUAUACCUGGGGAAGAUGGUUGUCUUGGGACACAUCUUUGGCUGCCUGGAUGAGUGCCUCAUCAUAGCUGCUUCGCACUCUCUGAAGAGUUUCUUCGCCAUACCAACCAUGCAGCAACUUGCAGGCCACAGGAGCAAGUUGGCCUUUGCUCGUGGCACACCAAGUGAUUCCAUAGCUUUUGUCAAUGCCUACAAGGCAUGGCACUCGUCCAAAAAGAAAGGACAACUGAGACACCCAAAGGAUGAGUCUGACUGGGGAAAAGAGAACUUCAUUCAGAUCAAGAGGAUCAGGGAGGUUGCAGAGCUGUACGAGGACCUGAAGAAGCGCGUGUCUCAGUUCAACAUGCAUGUGCCGGAGAACCCACAACCCUCGGAUUACACCAGCACACACAGGCAGAAGUUCAUUCUGCAGGUGGUCAUUGCUGGUGCCUACUACCCCAACUACUUUGUCCAGGGAGAUAUAGAUGAAGACUUGGCCUCCAGAGAGUUGAGUGGCUUCAACCCCAGAACAACAGUGAUGGUGAGGAACCUCCCUCCAUACAGUUUCCUGUAUUACAAGCAGUUACAGUCUCUGUUUCGACUGUGUGGACAGGUCAAAGCCAUUUCCUUUGAGAGCUCCAGAGCAUAUGUGGAGUUCUACAGGACAUCACAAGACUCCGGGGUGCUGCCCGAGGUCUCUCUUGCCCUCCUGCUGUCACACCAGAGUCCUCCCAUGGAGAUGUCUGUCUACCCCAUUGAACAAAUAGAACUCCAUGCUGGGAACAGAAAAAUAACUCACAUGAAAUAUUCACGUGUGAAUGUGGACUUCCAGAGCCAGUCUGUCUGCCCAGUGGGAGUCGUGAGCAGCACCAUUGACCCAGACAAGCUACCUUCCAACCGCUUAUUUGUGGUCAACGUCACCGAGGUGGUGGACGUGGGUAAUUUCUGGGGCUUUCAGGCAGAUGAAGCCAGCUUGGAGAAGCAGCGCCAUCUGACAGCAGAGAUAAACAAACGUGUGCUGGAUCCUGUAACUGUGUCGUUGUAUCCCAACCUGCUGUGUCUGGCUCCUUACUCUGAGAUCAAUGACCAGACUAUGUACUACCGCGCCAAGAUCCUGCACAUGCGUGGCAACACAGUGGAGGUGUUCUUCUUGGACUUUGGCAACACAGCGGUUGUUGGCUGCAAAAGCCUCCGAGAGCUGCCCUCUGACCUCCUGUCUCACCCGUUCCAGGCUCAGGAGUUCCAAGUUACAGGAAUGCGUUCUUCACCCCAGUCCAUCAUCCUUGGGAACCAGUGGAGCAGCCGAGCCCGCGACCGUUUCAUCACACUGGUGAAGGGCCAUUCACUCAUUGUGUCGCUGUACUCCAUCCUGCAUGGUGUCAUGCGUGUGCAGCUGCUCAUCAACACAGAGACAACAAACACCAGCGUGGUGGACAUGUUGGUGGAAGAAGGACAUGCUGUGAAGGCCGAAGAGAGUUUUGAUUCCAAGCAAAGCCAUGAGGCACUGAUGACGCUGUACAAGGACAUGGAAGCAGGUACAUAUGUCCCGAACACUGCCAGCAGCUCCUGGAAAGAUCGCAAGAAAGAAGAGAAGCAGCUCAUUGACAACCUGCUCGCCCACUUUUCCAAAAGCAGCCAGUCCCUUUCCAAGACAAAGGUUCACCUGCAUGGACCACACAGUCCUAAUAAGAUAAACUUCCACAGCUUGAACCACAAAACCCACUACAAGACAGUGUGUAUCGAGAGGAGCAGCAUCAACUCCCUGGCUGUGAAUGAAAACCCUCACUACAAACAUCAGAGGAUGCUGGUGGCUGGGACCGUGUCCGUCAACUCCACAGGGACACGGAUUCUACUGAGAGAUACCUCAAUCAUGCCAGACAUCCCUGGACUGCCGUCACUUAUCACCAUGCUCUUCACCCCCAUCAUGGAACUACGCACUAACGAAGAGAGGACCUGCUACACCGGUGCCCUUUGUGGUUUGGGCUGGAACAGUCAAACCCAGGAGGGCAUCUUACCUGAACAUGACAUCGAACUUGCCUUUGACGUCAAAUUUGAUGUUGAAGACAUCACUGAGAUAAAUGCUUUACGAGUUGCUGUAAACCGUCUGGUGUGUGAAGGGCAAGGUGGAACUUGGCAUCUAAAUUCUGACAGGAUCAGCCACCUGCAGGAGGACUGUCAGGACCGCCUCAUAAGACUGUUCACCAAGUCCCCGCCAAGGGAAGCUGUCACUCCCGUGUACUACGAGAAACUCGAGAAAUGGAACCAGGUGGAUCCUGCUGUGAAGAUGGAUAUUGUUGAGCCUGGAGGCGGAAAGAGCAGAGGUGUUCUCUUCCAGCUGCACCCUGUCACUCUCCUCAACAGCUAAAAAAGCCACUGCACUUGUUGCAUUUGUGUUGAAAUUUAAUUGAUUGUAAUGUUGUACUAUGAGCAGCUGCCUGGAAUUUUAAUUUGAAUAUGGUAAGAGGAAUAUAUUUUUUAACUUCAGUUCAGACUGUAGCUUUCAGCAGCACAGCUAAAUCCUCAGUCCUUUAUUUGUUGUUUGCAGCUAUCACUGGAGUAGUUGUUCCCUGUUUAAAAAAAUAAGUGGCUGUAAAAGUUCAUCCUGUAGCAGUGGGCCAUUAAAAAUAGUUGUUUGCAACA
Morone saxatilis (striped sea-bass) is the source of this 4376-nucleotide messenger RNA. RefSeq names its product tudor domain containing 9 (gene tdrd9). The record is from RefSeq and is a predicted model, not a curated record. NCBI's taxonomy places the organism in Eukaryota, Metazoa, Chordata, Actinopteri, Moronidae. Gene Ontology annotation, cellular component: intracellular anatomical structure. The transcript has 35 exons. Gene Ontology annotation, molecular function: ATP binding; RNA binding. The coding region runs from base 85 to 4101 and encodes 1338 amino acids.